Grammomys surdaster is the source of this 2208-nucleotide messenger RNA. RefSeq names its product BR serine/threonine kinase 2 (gene Brsk2). Gene Ontology annotation, molecular function: protein serine/threonine kinase activity; ATP binding; tau-protein kinase activity. Gene Ontology annotation, cellular component: cytoplasm. The transcript is spliced from 20 exons. The record is from RefSeq and is a predicted model, not a curated record. NCBI's taxonomy places the organism in Eukaryota, Metazoa, Chordata, Mammalia, Rodentia, Muridae. The coding region runs from base 1 to 2208 and encodes 735 amino acids. Gene Ontology annotation, biological process: microtubule cytoskeleton organization; protein phosphorylation; intracellular signal transduction.
AUGACAUCGACGGGGAAGGACGGCGGCGGGGCGCAGCACGCGCAGUAUGUGGGGCCCUACCGGCUGGAGAAGACGCUGGGCAAGGGGCAGACAGGCUUGGUAAAGCUGGGAAUCCACUGUGUCACCUGCCAGAAGGUCGCCAUCAAAAUCGUCAACCGUGAGAAGCUCAGUGAGUCGGUGCUGAUGAAGGUGGAGCGAGAGAUCGCCAUCUUGAAGCUCAUCGAGCAUCCCCAUGUACUGAAGCUGCAUGACGUCUAUGAAAACAAAAAAUAUUUAUACCUGGUGCUAGAACAUGUGUCUGGGGGAGAGCUGUUCGACUACCUGGUGAAGAAGGGCCGACUGACCCCCAAGGAGGCCCGCAAGUUCUUCCGGCAGAUCAUCUCUGCACUGGACUUCUGUCACAGCCACUCCAUAUGCCAUAGAGACUUGAAGCCAGAGAACCUGCUGCUGGAUGAGAGGAACAACAUCCGGAUUGCAGACUUUGGCAUGGCAUCCCUGCAGGUGGGAGACAGCCUGCUAGAGACUAGCUGUGGAUCUCCACACUAUGCCUGUCCAGAAGUGAUUCGGGGCGAGAAGUAUGAUGGCCGCAAGGCAGAUGUGUGGAGCUGUGGUGUGAUCCUGUUCGCCUUGCUGGUGGGGGCCCUGCCCUUUGAUGAUGACAACCUGCGGCAGUUGCUGGAGAAGGUCAAGCGUGGUGUGUUCCACAUGCCACACUUUAUCCCGCCAGACUGCCAGAGUCUCCUGCGUGGCAUGAUUGAGGUGGACGCAGCUCGGCGCCUCACGCUAGAGCACAUUCAGAAACACAUAUGGUAUAUAGGCGGCAAGAAUGAGCCAGAGCCGGAACAGCCCAUCCCACGCAAGGUGCAGAUCCGCUCACUGCCCAGCCUGGAAGACAUUGACCCUGAUGUGCUGGAUAGCAUGCACUCACUGGGCUGCUUCCGAGACCGCAACAAGCUGCUGCAGGACCUGCUGUCUGAGGAGGAGAAUCAGGAAAAGAUGAUUUAUUUCCUCCUCCUGGACCGGAAAGAACGGUACCCCAGCCAUGAGGAUGAGGACCUGCCCCCCAGGAAUGAGAUAGACCCUCCCCGGAAGCGUGUGGACUCCCCGAUGCUGAACCGGCAUGGCAAGAGGCGACCUGAGCGCAAGUCCAUGGAAGUGCUCAGUGUGACAGAUGGUGGCUCCCCAGUACCUGCACGGAGAGCCAUAGAGAUGGCCCAGCAUGGCCAGAGAUCUCGAUCCAUCAGUGGUGCCUCCUCAGGCCUUUCUACGAGCCCACUCAGCAGUCCUCGGGUGACCCCUCACCCCUCACCAAGGGGUAGUCCCCUUCCUACCCCCAAAGGGACGCCUGUCCACACGCCAAAGGAGAGCCCAGCUGGCACACCCAACCCCACACCACCAUCCAGCCCUAGUGUUGGAGGAGUGCCCUGGCGGACACGACUCAACUCCAUCAAGAACAGCUUCCUGGGCUCACCUCGCUUCCACCGCCGGAAACUGCAAGUUCCCACGCCAGAGGAGAUGUCCAACCUGACCCCAGAAUCCUCUCCAGAGCUGGCCAAGAAAUCGUGGUUCGGGAACUUCAUCAACCUGGAGAAGGAAGAGCAGAUCUUUGUGGUGAUCAAGGACAAGCCCCUGAGCUCCAUCAAGGCUGACAUCGUUCAUGCCUUCCUGUCGAUCCCCAGCCUCAGCCACAGCGUUAUUUCCCAGACGAGCUUCAGGGCUGAAUACAAGGCCACAGGGGGCCCAGCAGUGUUCCAGAAACCGGUCAAGUUCCAGGUGGACAUCACCUACACUGAGGGUGGAGAGGCCCAGAAGGAGAAUGGCAUCUACUCAGUCACAUUCACUUUACUCUCAGGCCCCAGUCGCCGCUUCAAGAGGGUGGUGGAGACCAUCCAGGCCCAGCUGCUGAGCACGCAUGAACAGCCCUCAGCCCAGCACCUGUCAGACACCACUAACUGUAUGGAAGUGAUGACGGGGCGGCUUUCCAAAUGUGGCACCCCAUUGAGUAACUUCUUUGACGUAAUUAAACAACUUUUUUCAGACGAGAAGAACGGGCAGGCGGCCCAGGCCCCCAGCACACCCGCCAAGCGGAGUGCCCACGGCCCCCUGGGUGACUCCGCGGCCGCUGGCCCUGGAGGGGACACCGAGUACCCGAUGGGCAAGGACAUGGCCAAGAUGGGGCCGCCCGCCGCCCGCCGUGAGCAGCCUUAG